AUGAUUUCAGAGCCCUCUGUAACAGCCGUUCGCAGAUGGGAUGACGCCUUUGCCGCCAUUUCUCUCGUCCUGACCAUAGUACUCAUCGUCGCCGUCUGGAUCCGAACAGACACCCCCGAUGUCGGACCUCUCCACCAGCCAGCCCACACUCGCAUAAUUGCCUACUGGCUAGCCAACAUCAGCUUCACACUGACACUCUGGGCCGCCCGGUUGAGCAUGCUCACGGCUCUCAUACGGAUCAUUCCAGUCCAAUUCAGACUGCACCAGCUUGCGAAAUGGUCCGCCGGGCUCUUCGUCGCCUUCGUGAUCGCAUUAUUGGCGCAAAAAAUACCGAGAUGCAUACGUACCGCUCCGCAAUGGACGGUUUUGGCAAAACCGCAAUGCCACUUGGGGAUAGACGUGGGUAUCCUUGAGCUUUGCACGGACAUCGUCGGGGACAUUAUCCUCAUCAUUAUUCCACUGCGUCUGCUUUGGGGUCUCUCGGUCUCGCGCACGAGAUAUCGGCUGCUCAUGGCCAUUUUCUGCGCUAGCGUGUUCACGACGAUUGUAAGCGUCAUUCACGGCGUGUUCGUGCUGGGUCCGAGCGGAUUACUGGAGGCCAUCACAGCCAACGUUGAGGCCGCAGUCUCCGUCAUCGUGAGCAACCUCGCAUUGCUUGUCACCGCAAUCUACCGGCUCUUCGGCUUGAACAAAGCAGACGACGAGCUCUUCCUCACGGGCCAAUACCACCCGCGCACCAGCUCCGACGAAGGAGGCGCCAGCUCGCGCCGCAACCCCCGCGGCCGAUGGUACAGCACCAAUAGCAACGGCGACAACGCCCAUCGACUCAGACUCGGGCUCGGAUCGGGGCUCCAGUUCUGGAAGGGAGAUAGGAGUCAGAACGGGAGCAUAGAGACUAUUGGGGGUACGCGUCUGAAUUGGGGAGGGAGAGCGGGCGGAGGGGAUGAGUGGGGGUCGAGGAGGCCGCCGGCGGUGACUGUGACGGUGGAUAUGGAGGUGGAUACGGAUAGGCGGGAUACGGUGCUUCUGGGGCCGAUUCGACCGAGGAGAGAGAGGGUGGAUGUGGAGGAUGUGGACGAGGAGGAGGGUCAUGGGGACGAUGUGAAGCGUGGUACGGGUUUCGAUGCGAAGGAGAGGGUGGGGCACGAGGAGGAGGGGUGGACUCCUGUUACUGCGUUUGAAGGGACGAGGUUGAAGAAGGAUGAUGAAGCGCCUCCGUCGCCGUUGUCGGACGAUGGCAGGACGGACAGAUGA
This is a messenger RNA of Stereum hirsutum FP-91666 SS1, 1254 nucleotides long. RefSeq lists its product as uncharacterized. The record is from RefSeq and is a predicted model, not a curated record. The transcript is spliced from 6 exons. NCBI's taxonomy places the organism in Eukaryota, Fungi, Basidiomycota, Agaricomycetes, Russulales, Stereaceae. The coding region runs from base 1 to 1254 and encodes 417 amino acids.